AUGGAGGAAAAAGAAAAGGUGGAGAAGGAAGAUCAUAAACAACAGGUUGGUUUAAAAGGAGAAGAAAUUGAUGCCUUGGCAGAAGCAGAACCAAAUGACGAACAAGCAAACCAGCUCGAUCAAUCAGAUUCCCAAAACUCUUCACCUCCAUCACCUCUACGAGACUGUGAACUUUCUGAAACACUGAGUUAUGAUGGUGCAGAAACAGGAAGCGAAGUCCUCACAGAUGAAGAGAAAGGCUCGGGUGCUGCCAGGAACCAUAACGGGGACAUUUAUCCCACAUCAGCGAGCAACGACAAUGAAAAGGAGGGAGUUUCAACUGCUUCCCUGAUGGACACUCGUCUACCUUCUGUCGAUGUCCGUCUGAAUCUGAAAGAUCCCACAGAGAAGGUGGAAACACAGAGUUUGGAGCAACAUGAGGGAUUUGAAACAUCUUCGCCGACAUCAUUUCCUGGACAUCACGGUGAAACAGCAGAAGAGGCAGCAGAUGACGAUACCCAAGAUUUAACAUCUGAACUUCAGACAGAUCUACAGGCCUCAGGCUGCAGGUUGGAGGGGAAAGUGUCGGUGAUGGAUGCAGCUGCUCAGUCGUCGUUGAGAGCCGAACCAGUAAGCAAAGAGCUCAGUCCGACCCAAAACUCAUCCAGCGCAGGAAAUCCUGUGAUGGAAGUGAAGGAGGACACAGAACACAAAGAGGAAGGAGGUGAAAACUCACACAAGAUGAACGGCAAGGUCGACGCAGCCAACGACAAGAAGAGUGUUAGAGGGCAAUCAUCAAAGUACAAAACUGUGUCCUACAGGAAGAUACAGAGAGGAAACACCAGACAGAGGAUUGAUGAGUUUGAGUCCAUGAUGGUGAUCAAGCCCUAA
Micropterus dolomieu (smallmouth bass) is the source of this 870-nucleotide messenger RNA. Its product is annotated as ermin-like. The transcript has 2 exons. The record is from RefSeq and is a predicted model, not a curated record. Gene Ontology annotation, molecular function: actin filament binding. The coding region runs from base 1 to 870 and encodes 289 amino acids. NCBI's taxonomy places the organism in Eukaryota, Metazoa, Chordata, Actinopteri, Centrarchiformes, Centrarchidae. Gene Ontology annotation, biological process: actin filament organization; regulation of cell shape.